AGGAGAGAUGGAUGCGAAGGGGAAGCCGCACUUUAACUGAGAGCAAGGUCAGGAGCGCGCUGCCCCACGCUCCCCGCCGCUGAGAAGUUCUUUGGACGCGAACAGACGUGUGCUGCAGCUGGGCAGAGCGCGGAGCGGAGCAGCGAGCUAGCGAGCGCCGCCGACCCGCCCGCCCGCCCGCCCGCGCCAGCCGCGAGGAGAGAGGCAGUUCGCGCCCAGGGCCCCGGCUCGGCCCGCGCCGCCGCCGGCCCCGCCAUGGCGGAGGUCGGGGGCGUCUUUGCCUCCUUGGACUGGGACCUGCAAGGCUUCUCCUCCUCUCUGGGGAACGUGCCCUUAGCUGACUCCCCGGGUUUCCUGAACGAGCGCCUGGGCCAGAUCGAGGGGAAGCUGCAGCGCGGCUCGCCCACAGACUUCGCCCACCUGAAGGGGAUCCUGCGGCGCCGCCAGCUCUACUGCCGCACGGGCUUCCACCUUGAGAUCUUCCCCAAUGGCACGGUGCAUGGCACCCGCCACGACCACAGCCGCUUCGGAAUUCUGGAAUUUAUCAGCUUGGCUGUAGGGCUCAUCAGCAUCCGGGGAGUAGACUCUGGCCUCUACCUGGGAAUGAAUGAGCGAGGAGAGCUGUUUGGAUCGAAGAAACUCACACGAGAAUGUGUUUUCCGGGAACAGUUUGAAGAAAACUGGUACAACACCUAUGCCUCCACCUUGUACAAACACUCGGACUCGGAGAGACAGUAUUAUGUGGCCCUGAAUAAAGACGGCUCACCCCGGGAGGGAUACAGGACUAAACGACACCAGAAAUUCACUCACUUUUUACCCAGGCCAGUAGAUCCUUCUAAGUUGCCAUCCAUGUCCAGAGACCUCUUCCGCUAUAGGUAAUGGACCCCUGGUGCCACCUCUUUGACCCAUGUACUCUGUGACCAUGGUUGGCUCUGCAAACACUAUACUCAUAGCUUUUCAACCCUUCCUUCCUAUCAAUUAGAUAACAGAGAAGCACUUACUGUUCAACAUGACCCAGCUGUCCCCUUGUUCAAAGUGUAUAUCAAGGUUGGGUUAUUUUGGGGAGGGACGUGGGGGGAGGGGUGGUUCCGAGGGAAUCUUGUAUAUACUUUUUGUUUUACUCAUGUUCUUUCCCGGGAGGUGGCAUGACAAAGAACAAGGGUUCCCACUAAGGGCCAAAGCUGUCUUGCCUCACAAUCUACCCAGAUACCUUGAGAUGGGGUACAAAUGAAAGACCAAGGAAUCUGCCACAGAUGCUACCUAAAGAGCGUUGGGAAAGUGUCAUUUGGAAAAUCCUAGGGGCUCCCACCCUGCUACAAGCCAUCCCUACCCUAGCUCUGCAGAUCUCUCAUUCGUCCUGACAUGCAGUUUUCCUGCCACCGGAAAGUGGGAGAUAUGGGGUAGGUUGUAAGGAAAUGAUAUUAAAAUGUAAGCAUGGAUACUGUGCAUAAGGACAAACUAUUUAUGAAAUGUAUAUGCUAUUUAUUUUAUAUAUUUAUUUAUUUCAAAAUAAUUUUAUUUUUAAUGAGAGAUGCUAUGACUGGAUUUUCUUCAGAAAGAAUAAGGUCCUACUGAAACAGGAAAAAUGAGUUAUUAAAGGCUUUUAUUUGGCAAUAAAAUUGUCUUUAUAUUAUAAAA
This is a messenger RNA of Rattus rattus (black rat), 1638 nucleotides long. RefSeq names its product fibroblast growth factor 16 (gene Fgf16). Gene Ontology annotation, molecular function: growth factor activity; fibroblast growth factor receptor binding. Gene Ontology annotation, cellular component: cytoplasm. Bases 256 to 879 code for a protein of 207 amino acids. Gene Ontology annotation, biological process: animal organ morphogenesis; fibroblast growth factor receptor signaling pathway; positive regulation of endothelial cell chemotaxis to fibroblast growth factor. The record is from RefSeq and is a predicted model, not a curated record. The transcript has 3 exons. Lineage: Eukaryota; Metazoa; Chordata; Mammalia; Rodentia; Muridae.